Molecule: messenger RNA, 197 nt
Organism: Acaulospora colombiana
Lineage: Eukaryota; Fungi; Glomeromycota; Glomeromycetes; Diversisporales; Acaulosporaceae
Source: the annotation of a GenBank genome assembly
AUAUCGAGAAGAAAAAAUUAAUCGAAACCGGCAAGAAAUUUAAUUUAGCAAAACUACUUGAAGAUCAGAAACAUCAUGAAGCAGGAAAACGCGUAAUUAAUGCUUUGCUGGGCUCCAAAGAAAUUAGUAUUAAAGAAUUUAAAAAAUUAUUUGCGAAUGAAGAGGAAUAUGGGGAAGUUUUAGAAGCUAACGUUUAG